Molecule: messenger RNA, 2527 nt
Organism: Cucumis sativus (cucumber)
Lineage: Eukaryota; Viridiplantae; Streptophyta; Magnoliopsida; Cucurbitales; Cucurbitaceae
Product: GTPase Der
Exons: 9
Coding region: 106-1986 (626 amino acids)
Molecular function (GO): GTP binding
Source: RefSeq, a predicted model, not a curated record
UCGAAGUCCAACAACCAAAAUAAAUUUAAACCUUCUUUUUUUCUCCCCUAAAUAUAUUUCCGAUAGGUUGCUGGCUGCGACUGUGAUUGCCGCCGGGACUUUACUAUGUCUCGCUUAUGGGUUCCCUUACUCUCCCAACGCCGGCGGUUCAUCCCUAAUCGUGUUUUCCAUAUUGUUGAAUCAAGUAGAAGAAUAUGCUCUAGUACUCCGUCUCCCAAUUUGCUCAGCGACUCGGUUUUCCUCGAAUCAGGUUGGAAUACUCGCAUCUCAAAUGCAAGAUUAUUGCUUCCUUUGGCUGCUGUUCAUAUUGCCAGGGGGUAUUGUGGAGUACCAGAAAAUGGGCUUCCGGAGAAACGUUUGAAUGAUAGUGCGAGUGACGGCAAGGUUGUUGCUAAUAAAGUUCAAGGCGUCCAAAGAAACUCAGUUGAUUUCAAAAAAAUUCCAAUUAAUAUGCUUCCAACUGUUGUGCUCGUUGGGCGCCCAAAUGUUGGCAAGUCUGCAUUAUUUAACCGGUUUAUUAAGAGGAGGGAGGCACUAGUUUACAACACACCAGAUGAUCAUGUUACUCGGGAUAUCCGUGAAGGUGUCGCCAAACUUGGAGAUUUGCGGUUCGUAGUGUUGGAUUCUUCUGGCUUAGAGACAACAGCAUCUUCUGGUUCUAUUCUUGAAAGAACAGCAAAAAUGACUGAAAAUGUGCUUCUCAAGUCUCAGUUAGCGAUCUUCCUCAUUGAUGCAAGGGCUGGUCUUCAUCCUUUUGAUUUGGAGGUUGGGAAGUGGCUGCGCAGACAUGCACCUAAUAUUAACCUUGUAGUAGCAAUGAAUAAAUCUGAAUCACUUUUUGACAACAGUUGUACACUUUUGGCUGCUGGUCUUGAAGCCCAAAGGUUAGGCUUUGGAGAUCCAGUUCCCAUAUCAGCUGAAACGGGACUUGGCAUGCAAGAAUUGUAUGGGGCUAUCAAACCUGUGCUUGAGAAGUAUAUGUUGAAAGUUAUAAGUGAUAAUGGUGGUCGUGAUCGCUUCCAUCAGGUCACAAACUCAAAUGAGGAUGAUGACACACUGGACAGUAAGACGAAGUUACAGUUAGCAAUUGUGGGACGACCUAAUGUUGGCAAAUCAACCUUGCUGAAUACACUGUUACAAUCAGAUCGUGUUCUGGUUGGUCCUGAAGCUGGUUUAACAAGGGACUCUAUUAGAGCUGAAUUUGAGUUUGAGGGUAGAACUAUAUACUUGGUUGAUACAGCUGGUUGGUUGCAUAGGACUAAGGAGGAGAAAGGACCAGGAUCCUUGAGUGUCAUGCAAUCGACAAAGAAUUUGAUGAGAGCUCAUGUAGUUGCUUUAGUUCUUGAUGCAGAAGAGAUUGCAAGAGAAAGAAGAAGCAUGAAACAUUCUGAAGUGGUUAUUGCAAGGCGAGCAGUGGAGGAAGGUCGUGCUUUAGUAGUAAUUGUCAACAAGAUGGAUCUUAUGAGAGGCAAAAAGAAUUUUGCUUCAUAUGAGAAGAUCUUGGAGGCUGUUCCCGAAGAAAUUCAAACAGUAAUUCCUCAGGUAACAGGAAUUCCAGUUAUAUUCAUUUCAGCACUAGAAGGAAGGGGUCGAUUGGAAGUCAUGCAUCAGGUGAUUGAGACAUAUGAAAAAUGGUGUACUAGGUUGUCUACGGCUCGUCUUAACCGGUGGUUGCGGAAGGUAAUGAGCAGACAUUCUUGGAAAGAUCAAUCUGCACAACCAAAGGUCAAAUACUUCACGCAGGUGAAAGCCAGACCACCUACAUUCGUUGCCUUUGUCAGCGGGAAGAUACGGCUAUCAGAUACGGAUAUCAGGUUUUUAACUAAAUCGUUGAAGGAAGAUUUCAAUUUGGGUGGAAUUCCCAUAAGAAUUAUGCAACGUGUCGUUCCAAAGAAAACUGUUGAUGGGGGUGGUAAGAGCAACAAGCAUGUUGUCCGAACACCUGAAAGAAUACGAUCUAAUAAGAGAAGUCUCAUUGUUGAAUAACAAAUAGCUUGAGCCUUGAACAACAUAUAGUAUGGUAGAAGCUGGAAAGAAUCCAAUUAGAUAGGAAAAGUUUAAAUGUUGAAGAACAGGCAGGCCGAGCAUAGAUACCGAACUUCGUUGCCAUUUUUGUGUUGGACUAAAUGGUUCCAGUGUGGUAGUGUAAAUCAUGAAACACAGGUUUGUUCUCACUCUAGGCAUUGUUUAGAGUGAGAGAGACAGACAAAUGUGGAGUUGUUAUGGGGGGUCCGUAGGAAAUGGAGGAGGGAUGGGGUUUUGAUUUUCAUAUAUACACUUUAAGAGUUCAUUAGAUGCUCUCAUGCAAUGUUAACCACUGUUAACUUGUAUGCGUUAGUAAAUUAUUUUCCAAGGAUACUUCUUUUGCCUUCUUUCAGCUGUUACAGGCUUCUUAGAGUAAGAUUGUGGAAAGAAACUAAAAGGGGUUUGGAGUAGUACUUUCAUUGUACCCAUUUUUCUUUUAAUUUAUAUUUUUGUAAAUUAAGAUGGUUGAUAUUGAUAAGCUUGGAGUAUUGUUUUCAUUUUA